Molecule: messenger RNA, 732 nt
Organism: Penicillium malachiteum
Lineage: Eukaryota; Fungi; Ascomycota; Eurotiomycetes; Eurotiales; Aspergillaceae
Product: Yae1 family protein
Exons: 1
Coding region: 1-732 (243 amino acids)
Source: RefSeq, a predicted model, not a curated record
AUGUCAUCCACAACCUCCGACACUGCGCACCCCGCAGUCGACAACUCUCUUGACGACAUCUUCGGUUCCUCCCCACCACGCGAGACCAGAGAAAUACCUACGCACACAGAAUCACACAGAGAAGCUUUAAACUCAGGCUCUGUCGAACCCUCCGAUCUCCCGUCACUGCGCCGCCAACACGUUACCGCAGGCUACCGAGACGGCAUCUCCGUAUCGAAGGGCGAACGAGUACAAGAUGGAUUCGACGCCGGGUUCCCGGUUGGCGCGCAACUGGGUAUGCGAGCAGGUACAAUUCUGGGUAUCCUCGAAGGAAUCAACCGUGGCCUUGAAGACCGAAGUGCGUCUAGCAAAGUGAAGAAACCCACCGCGCGGGGUAGUACGCGUGAAGAAAAAACGCGUGUCUCGGAAAGCGAUUCCAACCGGGAACUUCGCACAAAGAUUCUACAAAUGUACCAGGAAGCAGCCAAGGCAUUAGAUGUUCAAGCUGUGUUUACAGGAUUCGAAGCUGCCCCUGCUUCCGGAUCCCGAGUUGAUACAGACUCCGGCGAGGUCCAAAAUCGGGAUGAAGAAGCAGGGGAGAAGCCUGAGACCCAGUUAUCUAAGAAGGGAGAUGUCGUAAUUCAGAAAUGGGAGGAGAAGCUUGCUGUUCCACAAUGGGAGAAGAAUAUGGAGGCCUUGGAGAUGAAGGAGAGUCAGGAUGGAGACAAGGGCGCCGCGGGGGAGCGGAGUUGA